Molecule: messenger RNA, 309 nt
Organism: Onthophagus taurus
Lineage: Eukaryota; Metazoa; Arthropoda; Insecta; Coleoptera; Scarabaeidae
Source: RefSeq, a predicted model, not a curated record
AUGGUGAUUGUAACAGGUGCUAGUGCUGGCAUUGGUGCUGCUACGGUCAACGCUUUCAUAAAAGUUGGCAUGAAGGUAGUCGGUUUCGCAAGACGAAAAGAAAAAAUCGAAAAAUUAGUUGAAAAUCAUGAUGGAAAAUUAUUUGCCGUAAGCGUGGUUGUAACAAAAUCUCAAGAAAUACUCGACUGUUUUACGUCGGUUACUAUAAAUGUUGGUCCUGUAAACGUUUUAAUUAAUAACGCCGGUAUACUUAUGCGUGUCGGUUUUAACGGGAGAAUUAGAAUCUUGGCAACGAAACAAGGAUACUAA